CGCUUUUCUCUUGGUGCUCCAUGCAUCUUUCGGUCAGUUUCUCGUGGGUUGCCGCGCGCGCAUUUUCGAACGCCUCGUAAAGGCUUCGUGUAUAGGUUUUAUUCGCUCGUGAAUAUUCGAAGGAAGAGACAUCAUACAGGACCUUGAAAUCUCGACACGCCUGUCCCAUUGGAUAUACCAACGAUUUUGCGAAGGGAUUUUUGAUCUCUCAACAUGCGCCGGCGAUCUAUUCGGUCGUUGGUGCUUCUUAUAUUUAUUUGUGCAACAUAUACAACUGAUGUCUCAGCUAGUCCUCGUCAUAUAAAAUUGAGACAUGGAAGGCAUAGACGACAACAUGGGAAUAGUCACUUACCUAAAACAUACGUAUUGGAUCCAGAUGAACCUGAGAGAGGGAUUUGGGGGCCAUGGUCUGAUCCCAGUUCUUGUUCUCGCACCUGUGGGGGUGGAGUUCAAUAUCAGCAAAGGGAUUGUUUAGACAUAGACGCAAAUGGAUACGUCAGGUGCACAGGUCCUUCGAAAAGAUUUUUUUCUUGCAACGUUCAGGAAUGUCCUGGAGAGUCAACCGAUUUUCGAGCUGAACAAUGUGCAGUUUUUAACAACAUACCUUUUGAGGGGAUUCAUUACGACUGGAUUCCAUAUACAGGAAGCCCCAAUAAGUGUGACUUGAAUUGCAUGCCACGAGGAGAGCGCUUUUUUUACAGACAUAAACCGAGUGUUACAGACGGUACUUUAUGUGACAUUGAGAAAAAAGAUGUUUGUGUCGAGGGAAAAUGUAUGCCAGUUGGAUGUGAUUUAUUGUUGGGAAGCGACGCCAAAGAAGAUGCUUGUAGAGUAUGUGGUGGAAAUGGAACUGAUUGUAAUACAGUAAAGGGACUUUUCGAUACAGAUGACUUACAAGCAGGUUACGUGGAUAUAUUGUUAAUUCCUGAGGGAGCUACAAAUAUUAUUGUAAAAGAAGUCCAACCAUCAAAUAAUUAUUUAGCUGUUAGAAAUACAAGUGGCCAUUACUACUUAAAUGGAAACUGGAGGAUAGACUUUCCUAGAAGCUUGAGAUUUGCAGGAACUAUUUUUCAUUAUUCUCGAGAUCCUCAAGGUUUUUCUGCUCCUGACACAAUUACAGCUCUGGGACCAACGACUGAACCAAUUUACGUCGUGUUGCUUUACCAAGAUAGAAACGUUGGAGUCAAUUACGAAUAUAGCGUUCCAUCAAAAAUAUCACAACAAGGAGAUCCAGAUGGUUACGUUUGGAUAGCGGAUGAGUUUUCUGCUUGCAGUACAACUUGUGGAGGAGGAUAUCAGUCAAGACGAGUAAAUUGUGUUCGUCGAAGGAACUCGGAACCGGUAGACGAACAGCUUUGUGAUCCUCUUCUCGAGCCAACAGAUACGAAAGCUUGCAAUGAGGAGGCUUGCCCACCCCAGUGGGUGUCAGGUGAAUGGAGUCCUUGUAGUAAGCCGUGUGGUGUGGGUGGCGAGCAAACUAGACAAGUUAAAUGCGAGCAGGUGGUUGCAGGGGGGAUCCCCUCAAUCGUCGAUGAUUCUCAGUGUCUCAAACUUCCUAAGCCUGAACCAAAGCAGGAAUGUAAUAAGGAACUUGACUGCCCUCAAUGGCAUGUGGGACCAUGGAAACCAUGUGAUCACUUGUGUGGAAAAGGUAAAAUGUCGAGAAAAGUGACAUGUUACCGAAAAACGGAUGGAAAAAUUCAUGUGUUAGAGGAUUCAGCAUGUCCAGAAAAAAUGCCUGAAAAAGAAAAGCCCUGCGAAUUGAGACCAUGUGCCGGAGUUGAUUGGAUUACAUCCGAGUGGAGCGGAUGCACAGAUAAAUGUGGAUUAACUCAUGAAACAAGAACGACACAAUGUGCCACUCAGGAAGGUACAAUUUAUCCUGAUGACAAUUGCGACAUUGAAAAGAAGCCUGAACUAAAACGAGAUUGUGAAACUGCACAAACGUGCGAGUAUGAAUGGGUCACGUCUCAAUGGAGUGACUGUUCAGCUAAAUGUGGUUCUGGAAUACAGAACAGACAAGUGUUUUGUGCGACAUUUGAAAAUGAAGAUACUCUUAAAAAAGUACCUGAAGAAAAAUGUGAUGCUGAGAAGAAAUAUAACGAUACACGAAAUUGCACAGGUGAAGCGGAAGAAUGCAAAGGGGAAUGGUUCGCUGGUCCUUGGAGUAAGUGUUCAAAACCAUGCGGUGGUGGAGAUAUGACUCGCAAAGUGAUUUGUAUGAAAGAUAGUAUGUUAGUACCUUCAAGUAACUGUGACGUAGAAACGAUAAUGUUCAGUCAAGAAAGUUGUAACGAACAGCCAUGUGGAGAAGACGAAGUGAUAUCAGUGACUCCUGAUAAAGAAAAGACUACACCUGAUGUGAGUGAAGAAGAGGAAUGUGAAGAAGGUGAAGAAGAGGAGGGUGAAAAUUAUGUCACUAUAAAGACUAGCUUCGGCUCGAGUGAAGGAGAAGUGACAGAAGUCUCACCUCUGAGUUCGCCAAUGAGUACUGAAAGCAGUGGAAAGACCGUUUCAUUUUUCGAUGAUAUGAUGAUGAGUGACGCGGGUUACAGUAGAGGAGAUAUUGAAAUUUCUACGGAAUCUGGAAGUGGAGAAGGCAGUGGUACUGAUGAAGAUGAACUUUCACUCUUCACGCAAACAGGCUUUUCUAAAUUUGGAUCAACCUUUGAGGGAAGCGGUACUUCACCUGAUGAAAAUACAAAAGUAACAGUUUCUGGCACAACAGAAUCUGCGGUUACUGCAGGAUCCACUGAAGGAGUUUCUGAAGGAUUAACGAAAGAAGUUUCUGAAGUAUCAACAGAGUCUGGAGUUACUGACGAAUCUUCCAUAUCCACUGAAUCUGUUUCUGGAACAAUUGCAAUUUCUACGGAGGCUUCAGUGACAGUUUCAACACAGUCAUCAUUAGAGCCUUCUUCUACUGAUUCUUCAGUUACAUCCUCUGAUAACACUGAAAUAUCGAGUUCUGAAAGUUCAGCCCAAACAGAAACAUCUACUAAUUUAUCUGAAAGUACUGUAUCAUCUUCUUCAGAAUCUACCGAAACAGAAACAACAGAACCUACUUCUACAAUAUCAACCUCAGAAACAUCAAGUUCCAGUUCAGUUUCAGAAGAAACUAGUUCCUCUGAAAUGAGUACUUCAGAAUCUAAUACUUCUGAAUCUAGUUCUUCAAGUGAAGAGACAUCAAGCGAAAGCACUUCAAGUUCAGGAGAAACUACAGUUUCAGAAACAUCAAUUAGUGGCCAAACUACAGAAUCUGGAGCGACAACAGAGUCUGGUGCAACAACGGAAUCUGGAGAGACAACAGUAUCUGGGGCAACAACGGAAUCUGGACUAACGAGUAUAUCAGGAUUGACAACGGAAUCGGGAAUGACAACUGAAUCUGGCUUAACAACUGGAUCAGGCUUAACAACUGGAUCAGGCUUAACAACGGAAUCUGGCUUAACCACGGAAUCAGGAUUGACAACUGAUUCUGGCGUAACAACAGCAUCAGAUUUAUCGACAGAAUCUGGCCUGACAACUGAAUCUGGACAGACGACCGAAUCCGGUUUAUCAACAAUUUCUGGAGAGACUACAGUGAGUGGUUUAACAACAGAGAGUGGAAUGACUGAAGGAACUACUGCAUCUGAAAAAGAAGAUACAGAUUUAACGGAGCAGACUCACGUCUCAGAGUUUUGGACAACCGUUAGUUCAGUACAAACUGCAUUGAAGAAAGAAGGCAAGAUGAAGAAAUGUAAGCCAAAGAAGAAGAAGACGUGUAAAACAACAGAAUUUGGUUGCUGUUAUGAUGGAGUCACACCUGCAGAAGGUCCCUUCGGAAAAGGAUGUCCAAAUCCUGAAACGUGUGCUGAAACUAAAUACGGUUGUUGUCCGGAUGGUGUUUCGGCAGCUAAAGGACCAAAGAACGAAGAAUGUCCAGAUCAACACUGUAAUGAAACACUCUUUGGUUGUUGUCAAGAUGAAAUUACUCCAGCUGAAGGAAAUGAUUACGAAGGUUGCAAGAAACCUUGCAACGAAACUGAAUUUGGAUGUUGUCCUGAUAAAGAAACUCCAGCAAGUGGGAAGAAUAAUUUGGGAUGCUGUAAUGUUACAAAACACGGCUGUUGUCCAGAUGGAAUUAAAGUAGCUUCUGGACCAGACGGUGAAGGCUGCGAAGAAGAAGUAUCAGAAACACCUGAAUUUGAAACAACAACACCAAUGGAAGGCGACUGCGCUAAUUCAACCUACGGUUGUUGUCCAGAUGGGGAAAAGACGGCCAGUGGAGAAAACUUUAAAGGUUGUGGAAUCAUUAAUACUGCAAAUUGCACUGCUUCUUACUUCAGUUGUUGUCCUGAUGGAGUAACAGCAGCUCUUGGUCCACGGUAUCAGGGAUGCCAUAUGUCAUGUGAAAAUUCAACUUAUGGAUGCUGUGAUGAUGGAAUAACUUCAGCUCAUGGACCAAACCGUGAUGGAUGUUGUCUCUCAUCUUCCUUUAAAUGUUGCCCUGAUAAUAUCACACCAGCUCGAGGUCCCGAUUUUUACGGUUGUGGAUGCCAAUAUUCUAGAUUCGGAUGUUGUCCUGAUAAUGUAACUGCAGCACGUGGAUCACACAAUGAAGGAUGCGGUUGUCAAUACACACAACAUAGUUGUUGUCCAAAUAGAUUUACUCCUGCAAACGGACCCAACUUUGAGGGAUGUCCCUGCUACACUUAUCAGUUUGGCUGUUGUCCUGAUGGAGUUACUGUAGCUAAGGGUCCUAACAGUCAAGGAUGUGGAUGUGAAAACACUGAAUUCAAGUGUUGCUCCGAUGGAAGAACGCCAGCUAAGGGUCCAAAUUUUGCAGGUUGUGCUUGCGAUGCUUCGAAAUAUGGUUGUUGUCCUGACGGAAUAGAGGAAGCUCAAGGUGAUAACUUCCAAGGUUGUCUUAGCGUUCCCUCGAUUCCGGGAUCUGCUUGUAGUUUAGAAAGAGAUAGAGGUCCCUGUCGAGACUUUACUGUCAAGUGGUUCUAUGACACGGAAUACGGUGGAUGCUCAAGAUUCUGGUAUGGUGGUUGCGAGGGAAAUGAGAAUAGAUUCAAGUCUCAGGAGGAAUGUAAAGAAAUCUGCGUGCAACCCAAAGGGAAAAACGCUUGUUACUUACCCAAAAUCUCUGGAGCUUGCGAAGGAUAUUUCCCAACUUGGUAUUAUGACGUGGAUAGAAAACAAUGUGGACAAUUCAUUUACGGUGGUUGUCUCGGAAAUGCCAACAACUUUAAAACGAGAGAGGAGUGCGAGGGUCUUUGUUCCGAAUCUGAUGAUGUUGAUCCAUGUCAACUGGAGAAGGAAACUGGUCCUUGUGCUGGAAAUUUCACCAGAUAUUAUUUCAACAAAGAAGCACAAACUUGCGAACAAUUCCAAUAUGGUGGAUGUAAAUCAAAUCAAAACAACUUCCUUACCGAAAUUUCCUGCCAAGAAAGAUGUCUUCAUCCAGGACGUACUCGAGAUUCUUGCUUGCUGCCUCGAACUGAAGGUAACUGCACAGAGAAGAUUCCUCGGUGGUACUCUGAUCAAACUGAAAAUCGCUGCAUGCCAUUUUAUUACACAGGAUGCGGUGGUAAUAAAAAUAACUUUGACUCUAGAGAAGCAUGUGAGUCCAUUUGUCCAUCUAAGAUCGAACAAGAUUCCUGCUUACUUCCUGCUGUUAUGGGUGAUUGUCAUAAUUACACUCAACGGUGGUUCUAUGAUUCCUAUGAGCAACAAUGUAGACAGUUCUAUUAUGGUGGCUGUGGAGGAAACGAAAACAAUUUCCAGACUGAACGCGAUUGUAUCAAUAGAUGUGAAGCGUCUUUCAAUACAAAAGCGCCUCCUGCUCAAGAAUUUAGAACCGAAUUUUGCUUCUUACCCGAUGAGCGAGGACCAUGUUCUGACAAUGAAGUUAAAUGGUUCUACGAUUCUCGAAUUGGAAUGUGUAAAACUUUCAGUUACGGCGGUUGUGGAAGCAAUGGAAAUAAUUUCAAUUCUCGCGAGGAAUGUGAAUAUAGAUGUGGUGAAGUUCAAGACCCAUGUACAUUGCCGGUUCUCGUUGGUCCUUGUAAUGGAUCUGUCACUCAAUAUUAUUACGAUAGAAGAUACGAUGGCUGCUUCCCAUUCGACUACAGUGGCUGUCAAGGAAACAAAAACCGCUUCCAGGAUAUGGAAACAUGUAGCGAAAGAUGCGUCAGACAACCGGAAGUUGAAGUUCAACGAGAUACAACACCUCACACUGAUUAUGAAUCACCGAGUGCAAUUUGCGUUGCUCCUGUUGAUGCUGGUCCUUGUACCAAACAAAUCACGGCCUAUUUUUAUAACGUUGACGCUAGAAGUUGCCAGGCCUUCAUUUAUGGUGGCUGUGAAGGAAAUGCCAACAGGUUCCAAACUCAAGAACAAUGUGAACGUCUUUGUGGUACUUUCCAUAAACAAGAUAUUUGCAAUUUAUCUGUCGAUCCUGGUCCUUGUCGAGGAGCGUUUACUAAAUUCUUUUACGAUAGAUCGUCGCGAACUUGUCGCGAAUUUGUCUACGGUGGAUGUGAUGGUAAUGCUAAUCGAUUUAGUACUAUCCCCGAAUGCGAAUCGGUAUGCAUUCAUCAUGAAGAACCCACAUCCAGUGGAAACGAAACUUCUGUUUCUCAUCUUGAAAUCUGCAGAGAACCAGUUGACACCGGUUACUGCACUGCUGGAUAUUAUAAACGAUUCUAUUAUGACGAGGAAUUUCAAACAUGCAGAGCAUUUAUUUACACUGGUUGUGGUGGCAAUCGUAACAAUUUCAAGACUUUUGAAUCCUGUAUUGCCACUUGCUUUAGAUCAAAUGAAAUUGAUGUCGGCGGACCAAUAGAAUCAAAGGACCCUUGUGAAGAAGCGAAAGAGGAAUGUAGACUUAUUCGCUGUCCUUAUGGCAAGGAAGCGUUUGUCAAUGAUCAAGACUGUGAACGCUGUCGAUGUGUUGACCCAUGUGCUUCUCAAUCUUGUCCAGAAGGAACCAAGUGCACUAUUAUUUUUGAUAAUUUCAAUGCUGAAACAAUUUAUAGAGGAGUUUGUAGAUCUGCUGUCAAACCUGGCAGAUGUCCUUCUAUAUCCAAUAGCACUAGAUGUGAGCAAGAGUGUUCAACCGAUGCAGAUUGUGCAAACGAUUGGAAAUGUUGUGAUAACGGUUGUGGCACUUCUUGCUUGGAACCGGCAUCCGAAGAACGAUACACGCCUAUUCCAAUUGUAAAUGUCACCGCUCCAACCUACGGAUCUGAACCCGCUGCUAUUCAACAACCAGACGAUCCUCAAGUUUCAGGAGAAGAAGGCUUCUUUGUGACAAUGAAGUGUUUAGCUACUGGAUUACCUAAACCAACAAUUAGCUGGCGAAAAGAUACUGAAUUGAUAAACGCAACGGAAAAGAGACGACGAAUUUUGAACGAUGGAUCCUUGCAAAUCAUCAAUCUGUACACCUAUGACAGAGGUACCUACAUAUGUACAGCUGACAACGGUCUUGGACCACCAGUUAGAAUUGAAUAUCAACUGCAAGUAACAGAACCACACAAUCGUUCCGCUGACAUUGUUGGUGAACCAACCGCAUCUGUCACUGUGACGAUUAAUUCACCGACAACCCUUUAUUGCUACGCAAUGGGUUGGCCGAGGCCCUUUGUUACUUGGUGGCGUGGAGACCGCAUGCUGCCUCUAUCUUCAGAAGACUAUGAACAGGAUUCAGACUAUACUCUCCUUAUUAGAUCAGUUACCAUUAGUAACCUUGGGGUCUACGAGUGUCAGGCUUACAAUGGAAUUGAGAGACCAGCAUCGUGGUCCGUGACCCUUUUUGCUUUGGGACCAGUCCACAAUGUUUCCAGUCCUUAUAUUAUUCCACCACCAGAGAGACCCACUGUUCCAAGACCCAAUUAUCCAUUUAGACCGCAAAGAACUCAAAUUCCUGAUUACCAAACACGUGCACCUAACUACCGCAGACCUGAUUAUCAUGUUCCUGGAGUCGUUCCCCUUGAUCCGAGUCAAAAUGCAACAUCUCGGUAUCAAGUUCCUUUAAAAGUCAACGUUUCCGUGGAACAAGAGCAAUGGCCAGAGGGAAGCGAUAUAAGCAUUUCCUGUCAUGUUGAUGGCUAUCCCAUUGAAAAAGUUCAAUGGUACAAAGAUGAAGUACCGCUUGAAACUAAUAAUCACAUCAGGGUUUCUGAUGCGAAUAAGUUGGAAAUUUUCGACUCAAAUAGAAACGAUUCUGGACAGUAUCGAUGCGAAGCUGCUAAUCAAUUUUCAAGUAGCACUCAAAGUGUAAACAUAAAUGUUGAUGGAAUAUUUAUACAUCCAAAUUGCAAGGACAACGACUUUUUCGCCAAAUGUGAUUUAAUCGUACUUGCAAAUUACUGUCAGCAUAAAUAUUAUGCCAAAUUUUGUUGUCGAUCGUGUACACAAGCUGGCAAAUUGCCAGUGAGAGGGUCUCAUCUGGAUAGGAGAAGAAGAAGAAGAGCUGCCUCUCUCAUCUACUAAGAAUCUUUUGAAUCAAUUCUCGAUCGUUCGGACCAAUGGGACACAAAAUUUUCUAACUAUUUUAAAGUGAUUCAUAUAUUUUAUUAAUUAAGUAUUAUGAAGGAAAAUAUUAAGAAUAAUCGAUAUUUAAAUUUCUUCUCACUGCGCCGAAUGCGUCGAAUAAUCGAGUCUUGUUCACUGCCAAAGCCUUAGAACGUCUAUACAUAGAUAGCGAUAGAUAACUAAAAAAAAUAAAUCUUUUCUAGCGCGUCUUUUUUUUUAUUUCGUAUUUUUUCGAUACAACGAUCAUCAAGCGCAGAUUCCAUGUAUAUACGAUCUGAAGCUAAAUCCUAGUCCGACGGAGUCAUUAUAGAAAGAUGUAUUUAAAUAACGCCAUGAAUGGCAUUCUACACUUUCAUAAGACGAUUUGCGACAUCGUCGAUCUCUGUCCUUCUUGAUUGACUCGAAAGUAAAAAUAAGAAAAUAUUUUUUUAUUUUUUUGUCAAUCGAAGCCACUAGAUAUUGAUGUAAGAGUAUAUGCAACGUUUAAACUUUUGAGAUUACUUUCUAGUUAGUAUAUAAAAUAUUCCAAAGAAGACAAAUAAUCGAUUAACUUUUUAUAAAAUUUUUUAUAUACACAAUAAUUCAAUUUUUUAUGAAAAUAUUUUUAAGUUCUUUUGUCUUCUUAGGAUUUUAAAAAAUUUACUUUGUAAAAUAUAGUUUUAUAUCAAAUCUCUAUUUCUUUGGGGUGUCUGAAUUUUUUUAAAAAAUUUCUUUUUCUUUUAUCAAAAAACUAAUAUCUAAAAAAAAACAAAUUAAAUAAUUUUAUUAUUUCAUAAAACAUAUGUAUUUCAAUCAGUCCAAACAUAUCAUAAAUUUUAAAUGUUUAUAAAUUUUAUUUAAUAAAAUAAGUCCAAUUAUUUGACGAUUAUUAUUUAUUAAAAUCAUUGUUUAAAUGAAUUUUAUUUUUAUAAUUUUUAGAUGAUUUUUCUUCUCUAAAAUAUUAUAUAAUUUAUAAUUUUUUUUUUCAUUAAAUUUUUAUUUAUUAAAUAAAUAAUUUAGACAAAUGUAAUUUUUGAUAAAUGAAAAUUAUAACAUGUAAAAAGACAAUUAUGAAUAAAAAAAAGUUAUCAUAAAUAGAAACUUGGUUAUUCAGAAUUUAAAUUUACAGAAAAAAAUACUUUAAAUUGAUAAUUCAAAUAAAUAAAGAACAUUAUGAACAAGUAAAAUGAAAAUUAAAAAUUUAUUAAACUGUCUAUUUGGGAAAAAUUCAGGCGCCUUUAUUUCUCUUACGUUAUGAUGACUAUUGUAUUAGUUCUUUCAAUUCAUUGCUGCAAAUACUCAUAUAACAGUAUACAUAAAUCACCAACAGUUAUCAUUGGAAAAACGUUAGGUUUCUCUUAAUUACAGAUUCUAUAUAAGUUCUCCAAGUCCUGAAAAUGCAACAUUUUUCAUUUAGUUGAGUUAAGCAAGUAGAUCCGAAUAAAAUGGUGCCAAGCGUUGCAUUUUCAAAAGAGACGGAGUGUCUUUAAGUGUACAGUUUGUAUUUUAUACAGUGUUGAAAAAAAUAAGUCCUUGAGAAAGUAUUUUAGUGUUCCAAGUAUUUUUUUCCUAAUGAUUUAUAAGAUCAUUUCAAUAUAAAGAUAAAUAAUACUUAUAUGUAAAUAUUAUUCAAAUAUAUUUUUAUAUAUUCGAAUUGACAAAGAAAGUAAAACAUGAAUGAAAAGAUUUUAGCAAAAAUAUUAAAUAUUAAUUUAGCAAAGCACAUUCAUUUUUCACUUUUUUUUGAACAAGGUUCUUUUGUUAAUUCAAAUAUAUAAAUAAAUAUUCAAAAAUUUUUACACAGAUAUUGUUUGUCCACAUUUUGAAAAAAGCCAUGAAAAUCAGUAUGAACAAGUACACAAGACGCUAAAGCACCCCUUUAAUCUUUAUAAAUCAUGAUUGUAUUCUAGUGUUUAAUCGAAAAAAUUUCAUUUUAUUCAAAGUAGACAAAUUAAAUAAAUUUGACGAUAUCUUUUCAAAGAACACGUUAAGUUUGCCUCCAAACUGGUGGAAGGAACUUCUGUUUUGAACAAGAGUAUAUUUUGUCUACUCUAUAAAACGAAGUCAUGAAAAUUAGAUUAAUAAUAAUUGUUAUUAUUGUUUCAACAUUAUUUCUCUGUGUUAGUUUAAUCUGUAGUGUUUGACUUCAAUCAUGAAUCAUGUGCCUUACUAGAUGUUGUAAAAGUAUUUUUAAGAAGUGUAUUCGAAUCAGAGAUUUUCCCAAUGUAAAUGGUUGAAUCAAAAUUUUUAAAAUUCCUUUCCCAAAAUUUAAGAAAAACUGAUUGAUUAAUACCAAAAAGUUCCUGUGCAUAUUGUUUUCUAAUGUUACUGAUGUAUUUAAAUUUUAAAUUGAACUUUUUAAAAUCUUUUCUACUCUGUUCUGUAUUAAAAUUUCAAGCACUCUUUUGUCAACACUGUUUAGUUGUAUUACGUGUAACUGAGCGGUAACAAAGAUUAUAUAUUCAUCAUUUCAAACGUGUCAGAUUUUUUGACAAUAUUGUACAUAAUCAACAAUCAAUCCAAGUCGUUUUUAUAUCUUUUCUAUGUAUAACAUUUCAAGGCAUUUUUGUGAACAUUAUUGAAAUUUUUAAUAAGUUUAAAUUUUCAUAUCAGCAACAAAAUCGACUGCUUAAUUUUCAAAAAUACUAUUGAUAGAAAACCACAAAAAUUCUUAAACAUAAAAAUCUAUCUUAAAACAUCAUAUCUAGAAUUUUAUAUAAAAAACAUUCACACUUUUAUAAUAUUUAUAAAUUGUUUAUAUUCAAUUGUGGUGAAGAAAUCCUAUGAAAUUUUGUCUCAUAUUGAUCAAUAUUUAUAUAACAAUAAAUGUUUAUGAAAUAAAAUAUAAAACGAUAAUUUAAAUAAAAAAAAUAUAUCGUAAAUAUUAUAUUAGUAGUUAAUAAAUUCUAUAAUAAGAUAUAUAUGUAAAAAUGAUAAAAGAAUAGAAAAAAGAUAAAAAUUUUCAGGUAAUUUUAUCACCACAUUAAAUUAUUAAUGAAUCAUUUAUAUGUUAUCCAGAACUUACACCCAAAAUCUUUUUAUAUUAAUGUUAUGUCAUGGAUAUGUGGGCAAAGAACGUUUUUUUGUAGUUUAAAACUUUCUUUGAAAUAAAAAAAGAUUUUGGAUUAAAAUUUUGGAGGGUACUAGGAAUCUCGCUGUUCUACUCAUUUACUAUAACUUAACGCAAAAAUAAUAAAAAUAACGCAAUAAAUAGUAAAAUAAUGCAUAUUAUCAUAAUUUAUUCAUCGGCCACUAGCUAAAAUUGGCGCUGCCUUCUAGAACACUGACUGAUAAUUUUUAAUUAUUUAAUGCAAAAUGAUGUAUUUUUCGGAUAACAGCGAGAUGCAUUGUAUACCUUUUUCUCUAAUCUCUCAAAAUUUUAGAGAAAAAUCUUUUCUUAUUUUAGAGUAAGAUGGAUACUUGCAAAAUACAUCUUCCCAUACUAGAUCACGUGGGAGGUUUCCACACACCCUUAAAUUGAUUACUAUAAGAAAUGUGUAAUACAACAAAUGAACGAAAAAAUCUGCAAAGCAGACUUGGUUUUAUUAUAGGUAAAAUUAUACAACUAUUUUAGGCAUCUCUUAGACUAGUGUAAUAUUUUUUUUACCGUCGGUACUGUGGAAUAAAAUUUCUUUCUAAUUUUCUCUUAUUUCAAAAAAAUGUUAUUAAAAAAAUAGAGAUUUUUAAGAAGAAUCAUAUCUGUAGUUUGACAUUGUUAAAUGUGCAAACACGUCAUAUCUAAGCGCUAUCCUGACGCACUAGGAAAUAUAAUUGUAACUGUAAGUAUUUUUUAGGAAUAAGAAUAUAUAUACGGAUUAUAAAUGAUUAUAAGAAAAAGAGAUUAGAUAACGAUGAAUGCCAUACUACGAAUAUUGUACGGACAAUAAUAAUAUUUAAGGUUUAAGACA
Messenger RNA from Leptopilina boulardi, 12404 nucleotides. RefSeq names its product papilin (gene Ppn). The coding region runs from base 214 to 8475 and encodes 2753 amino acids. The transcript is spliced from 39 exons. Gene Ontology annotation, cellular component: extracellular matrix; extracellular region. NCBI's taxonomy places the organism in Eukaryota, Metazoa, Arthropoda, Insecta, Hymenoptera, Figitidae. Gene Ontology annotation, molecular function: serine-type endopeptidase inhibitor activity; metalloendopeptidase activity. The record is from RefSeq and is a predicted model, not a curated record. Gene Ontology annotation, biological process: extracellular matrix organization.